CCACAACGUCCCUUCUCUCGAGAUGAGACUCUCUUCUUCGCUCUGUCUAUCUCUCUUUGGAAUAAAGAAAAGAAAAAAGAGAUAAGGGGAAAGCAACUUUUAAUCUGAUUUUUGUGAGAGAGGAUCAUCAUUUCAUCACUCCGAGUGAGAGAGAGAGAGAGAGUCCCCAUAUGAGCAGAAGAAAGCAGUCAGAAUUUUUCAAUAAUUGUAUGUACCAAAUUCUCUCUAUUCUUCUCACUCUUUUGUUUUCAUUUAAAAGUUAUAUUAACUCUUACAGUUACACAACUUACAAAGCCGCACUGAAAUCCUCAUUUGCUUUAAUCUUCUCUUCUCUCUCUCUCUCUCUACUUACUCCUCCAUGGAAGCUACUGAGUUAUGAUCCUUGCCCUUACCGGAUCUGACGGCUCUUAAAACUAUGCUGAGAAACAAACCUAGAGCAGCCGUGACGAAGAAACAACAAGCAUCGUCGUCUCUAAUGGCUGAUCAACCCCCAGUCCCAGUCCCACCACCUUCUUCUUCUUCUUCAAAACUCAACAACACUUGCCACUCUUCAUCUUCUCUCUUUAGCUCCCCGAAGUUUAGGUUUUUUGCUUCAAAGAUGACUCCUCCUUUUGACUCUGAUUUCUCUCUCGUCAGCCCUACCUCGAUCCUCGAAGCUAACCCAUCAUUCUUCUCCUCCAAAAACACUAAACCCACUACCUAUUUCGAGCCCACGAUCCCUAAUCCCCAAAGGUUUCACCCACCUGACACCUUUGGCCUCGCCGAUCUCGUCAAAUACGGAGACAGUAACAGAGACCACUCGAGUAAACCUGUCAACAAGAUGGUCCUUUUCGGCUCUAAACUCAGAGUCCAGAUCCCAUCAGCUGAUUUUGGAACUAAAACCGGGAUGAGAUACCCUGCUCAUGGUCAUGGACAGGGACAGGGACAACUCAGUCCUUGUGUCCAGGCGAAGAAGGUCUUAGCCGUGAGCGAGGUUGACCAGACGGAGGACUACACGCGCGUCAUAUCUCACGGUCCAAACCCAACCAUCACUCAUAUCUUCGACAACUCUGUUUUCGUGGAGGCUACUCCUUGCUCUGUUUCUUUACCACCACCACUAGUAGCCAUGGCGAUGGAUACCACCAAGAACACGUAGACUUUCCUAAGCUAUUGCUUCACCUGCAAGAAGAAUCUUGACCAGAAACAAGACAUCUAUAUAUACAGAGGAGAGAAAGGGUUUUGCAGUAGCGAGUGCAGGUACCAGGAGAUGCUUCUUGAUCAAAUGGAGACCUAGCACCCCACUCUUCAUCUCUUCUAUUUUAAUGGUUCUUGAUUUUGUCACAGCAUCAUCCUCUUCUUCUUUUCUCUGUUUUUUUUUUUUUUUUUUUUUUUUUUUUUUUUUUUUUUUUUUUUUUUUU
This is a messenger RNA of Camelina sativa (false flax), 1397 nucleotides long. Lineage: Eukaryota; Viridiplantae; Streptophyta; Magnoliopsida; Brassicales; Brassicaceae. The record is from RefSeq and is a predicted model, not a curated record.